GCUCCGAAGGGGCGGAGUCACAAGGGCGGGGGCUGGAGUGAGACGGAACCGCGGCGGACCAGAGGAAGGCGGAAGGAAACCAGGAACAGAAAGCUGAUUUUCUUAAGCGGCGCGGGUGUGAGAUCCUCGGACCCGGCGCAGUCAUGGAGGCGGGGCCGCUCUUGCACUUCUGCAACUGGAGCACACUAGUAGUGUGCAUGGUCAUCAAAUUCCCGCAGAUCUUCGCCCUGCUCUCCGCCAAGAGUUCGCGGGGGGUCAGCCUGAAAAGUUUGCUUCUGGAGCUGGCUGGAUUCCUUGUGUUUCUACGGUACCAGAGUUAUUAUAGCUACCCUCUGCUGACCUACCUGGAGUACCCAAUUCUCAUUGCCCAAGAUGUCAUCCUCUUACUAUGUGUUUUUCAUUACAAUGGAAAUAUAAAGCAGGCCAUCCCAUAUAUUGCCGUAUUUCUGGGUGGAUGGUACCUCUUGACUCUUCAGAAGUGGAUAAUCGAUUUGGCAAUGAAUUUGUGCACCUUUAUUAGUGCUGCCAGCAAGUUUGCCCAGCUCCAGUACCUGUGGGAGGCAAAGGAUUCUGGAGCAGUGAGUGCCCUGACCUGGAGCAUGUCUGCCUACACUUGUGCAACAAGAGUAAUAACAACUUUAAUGACCACUCAGGAUCUUAUGGUUCUUGUCCGUUUCCUGAUCAUGCUGGCUCUAAAUAUAUGGGUAACAGCUACAAUACUUCGCUACAGGAAGACAACUACAAAGGAUGAGUAACUGAGCAUCCUCACAGAGCAAAUUACUCAAACUGGAACAAAAGCGAAUUAACUUAUUUUCUCCAGCAGAAGACUGAUGUAAAGUUGUUUGGAUUUUAAAAUCAGUAUGAUAAUGGAAGUGUGACAACUUUAUUAUCUAAUCACAUUUUUCUACUUUUCAGCUUGAAGCUACAAAGCAUGUGCUGUUCCAUUUCCCCUGAGGGACAAGAGGUUGCACAGGAAUUGUAUCCCAGAGAUUUAAGAGCCAGAAGGGAGCUUAUUGGUCUAGUCCAGAUCUCUCAUUUUACUGAUAGAGAAACUGAGGCACAGAGAAGAAAGAGUUAUGAUUAAGGUAGUAGCUUAACUCCUUGGCUGGUAGAACUCUUUGGUUCUUCUUUCUAAUGAAGCACUUUAAUUGUAUAAAUUGUUAUUAAAAAUCUCACUGUGCCCUGGUCAGUUCCUAAAGGAUAAUGAAAUUACAGUUGCAACACGGCAAUCUCACAAUGGUGCCUGGUUUCACAUAAGGUUUCCAUUAUUUGAAUGAACACUUGAAACAUUUCACUGGAUUUUGAAAUUAAUGCAGCUGGGCAAGACCAAUUUCAGUUUUUAAAAAAUAAAUACAUGCACACAAGAUUUAAGUGGAAGGGACCUUUCAUUUCACAACCUAGAAAAGGUUAUAAUCAAAGAUAUAGAAUGAAUAGGGAAUUUAUUGAUCCCAUGGUUCAGGGGAAGACUGGCCCAAAGGGUAGAAUCAGUAUUAGAAUAUAGGCAAUAUGAAAUUACAAGGGCAUUCAUGACAAAGAUUCAAACAUAAGCUUUCUACUAUCCAUUGCUGCCAUUUGGACAUGGUUAUAUCUUUCCUUCUUAUUUAACCCUAUAAUUAACUCAGAUGGGAAUGGGGCAUGUUUUUCAUUACAACUAUAUUGCUUUUAACUAUUUGUAUACAAAUUUGGUUAAAAAAGUUUAAAUUUAAUUAGCAUGUAAAAUAAACAUUCAUACUUUGAACACU
Messenger RNA from Monodelphis domestica (gray short-tailed opossum), 1742 nucleotides. RefSeq names its product solute carrier family 66 member 3 (gene SLC66A3). The record is from RefSeq and is a predicted model, not a curated record. NCBI's taxonomy places the organism in Eukaryota, Metazoa, Chordata, Mammalia, Didelphimorphia, Didelphidae.